CAAUUAUAUAUUUGCGAGGCUACCUUUUGGUGAAGAAUUCUGCAGAGAAGACGAUGUGUUGUAUAUAGUAUAUAUCCCCAGGGCCAGGGGGUAUUACGACCCGGUCAUUUAAAUGUGGGAGGGGUAAUGGCUGCUGCCCUCGUCUGCCGCCCACUCCCAUUCCCUUCUGUCCCUCUCCCGUCCAAGUCGUCCGAGCUAAAGCAACUCCUCCUUCUCUUCCUCCCUCAACGAUGCCAUCCUCCCAAGCCCAUCCAUGCCCGCGCCCUCCGCCUCGGCCUCAUCCAAGACUCCCAUCUCAUCUACCACCUCCUCGCCUCCUACUUCGACGCCGGCCACCCCUCGCACGCCUGCCUCCUCUUCCAUGCUGCCGACCAUCCACGGAACAUCUUCCAUUGGAAUGCCAUGAUCCGCGGCCUCGUCUCCGUCGACCAAACGGAAGAUGCCGUCCAAUUCUAUGCCACUAUGCGGCGGUGGGGCCCGUCUCCGGACAACUUCACAUUUCCUUUCGUUCUCAAGGCCUGUGCUAGGCUUCAAUUCCUUGAAGGUGGGACAAAGAUUCAUGCACACGUUAUAAAAACAGGGCAUCAGGUAGAUGUGUUUGUGAAGACCAGCUUGGUCUCCUUUUAUGCAAAAUGCGGCUUAUUGAAUACUGCGCACAAGUUGUUCGAGGAUAUGCCCGUGAGAAACGUUGUUUCUUGGACUUCGAUCAUUAGUGGUUAUAUUGGUGGUGGAAAGCUGGAAGAGGCGCUCAACAUGUUCAGAAGCUCGUUGGAUAUGGGUUUGGUGCCAGAUGGUUUCACUUUGGUCAGGAUACUGACUACUUGUUCCCAUUUAGGGGAUAUGGAGACUGGGGAAUGGAUACAUAGAUAUGCAGAGGACAAGGGCAUAGACAACAACGUGUUUGUUGCUACUUCACUAGUCAACAUGUAUGCUAAAUGUGGAAGCAUGGAGAAGGCUCGUGCUGUCUUUGACAAGAUGGUUGUGAAGGAUGUUGUGUCCUGGAGUGCAAUGAUCUGUGGGUAUUCCUCCAAUGGGCUUCCUCGAGAGGCUUUAGAGCUUUUCUUCAAAAUGCAGAAUACUAAUGUGAGACCGGAUUGCUAUACCAUGGUUGGAGUGCUUUCGGCUUGUGCCAGAUUAGGAGCCCUUGAACUAGGUCAACAGGCAAGCCAAUUAAUGGAUGCGAGUGACUUCCUUAUGAACCCAGUACUAGGGACAGCACUGAUUGAUAUGUAUGCCAAAUGUGGAAGUAUCGUUCGAGCUUGGAGUAUCUUUAAGAGGAUAAUGGAAAAAGACCUUAUAGUUUGGAAUGCAAUGAUAUCUGGUCUCGCCAUGACUGGCCAUGGGAAGCUCUCCUUUGGGCUUUUCGCUCAGACUGAGAAGCUGGGCAUUCAACCCGAUGGGAAUACUUUCAUAGGCCUUCUUUGCAGCUGUUCACACACUGGACUAGUGGAAGAUGGACGGCGGUACUUUGACAGCAUCAGUAGGGUUUACUGCUUGACACCUAGAGUUGAGCACUAUGGUUGUAUCGUUGAUCUAUUUUGCCGUGCUGGAUUGUUAAAUGAGGCUUAUCAAUUGAUAAAUGAGAUGCCUAUGGAGGCUAAUGCUGUUGUUUGGGGAGCUAUGCUGGGUGGCUGCAAGUUGCAUCGUGAUACCAAACUGGCCGAGCACGUGUUGAAGAAGCUUAUUGAGUUAGAGCCACAAAAUUCCGGGAAUUAUGUUCUGCUAUCUAAUAUAUACUCUACAACUGAGAGAUGGAAUGACUCUGCAAGACUAAGGUUGGUCAUGAAGGAGAAAGGAAUACAAAAGACACCUGGGUGUAGUUGGGUUGAGCUAAAAGGUGUGGUUCAUGAGUUCCAUGUAGGGGACAUAUCCCACCCACUGUCUAAUGAGAUUUACUCUAAGCUUGAUGAGUUGGGUAGGAAGUUAAAGCAAAGAGGGUACAUGCCAACAACAGAAGUGGUCUUGUUUGACAUAGAAGAGGAAGAGAAAGAGCAUUCACUUGGGCAUCAUAGUGAAAAACUGGCUAUUGCUUUUGGUCUGAUCAGUAUGGGACCAGAAGACACAAUCAGAGUAGUGAAGAACCUUCGUGUUUGUAACGAUUGUCAUGCAGCAAUAAAGCUCUUUUCAGACAUUACUAACCGUGAGAUUGUAGUUAGAGACAACAACAGAUUCCACUGUUUUAAAGAUGGCUCCUGUUCAUGUAAUGAUUAUUGGUGAACAAGAUCAUCAUAAUCUAAAACAAGGAUCAACAAACUUGGUAUACUUCAAGACAAGUGGAUUUUUGAGAUAUGCUCCAUUGAUAUUUUAAAAAGCAUAUGAGAACAACCAACCAGAGAGAAGAUAAUUUUUUACACAGGUUAGUCUUAUUCUGCAACCUUAUGUAAACUAAACCUAGGCAAUAUAUUUCUUCUUUUGCAUUAACUCCUUGUUGCAUAAAUGCAGUCCUAUCAUUUGUUAUUUCCUUUGUGUUUUUGUGUCAUUUACAUGCCACAUGGUUUUAGCUGCAAUUGCUAGAACUGCUGAAAGCACAUAUUUGUUCAAUUAACUUUUUGGACCACAGGCAUCUUACCAGUAUUAGUUGGGUAAUGGAGCAUAUGUUUUCUCUCAAAAAGCUGUAUCUUAACAAAAGGCAUCCUGUUACACCAGAAUAAAAUGUGGCAAAUCAACCAGGAGUAUGUUCAAACUGUUUCUUGGUCUUAUGACAGCCUACAACUGCUCAUGGCCAUCUUUUCCCCUACAUUUUUGCUUUUAGACAAUCCAUAUGUUUGACAAGUCUGAAUAAUUUUUUGCACAUCCCAAGUGCCCCGAACCUGUUCUAAAGUGAAUAUUUCCAUCUGUCAUCUAAACAUAGACUAGAAAAUUCCCUCUGUUCGCACUGUUGCAUCUUUCUUUUCUCCAUGUAUAGGGUUUUCAGGGUUCAAGGAUGCCCAUAAGCCUCUACCAGCUGAAUGUGCCUCUUCCUUCCAUCAAGAUCCUAUGCAUCCUAUGAUGAAGUAAGCCAUAGUGAUAAUAAAUAAGUCACCAAUCUCAUCUACAACUGAAAGUAUUAAACCUCAGGAAAGUUGCUGCACUGUCAUGUUAACAAUUUAGGAACAUGUUUUCCUCUGUGUUUUAGCGAGAGAUAUUCUUUUCCCCUUAACCCUGAAUCAUUAACACGGUGAGCCACACCUAACUAACACUGGGGCAUGUGUCCCACUUUCACAUGAAAUGUGCUACGAACAUGUUCAAGUGGACAAGAAAGUCAUGGUCAAUUUUAAGGGUAAUAUGCGGACUCCUCAUUCAUCUGUCACCAUGUGCUACCACAAUUGUAGCUUCUUUUGUGGAGAAUUGCUCCAACUCACCAAAAGUUAUUGGUCUGCACUGGGACUGUAUUUGAGAGUCCACGCUUGCUGGAUGAAGAUACAGCCAUGACAUACCAAAUCUACUCCCAUGAAAAUGGUACAUGAAUAAUUUUUUUCUUUUGUUGUUGCAAGAGAUCCAUUUAGGAGGAGAAAAUUUUGCAGAGGAAGACUUCGGGACAUUCAUAUGAACCCUUUCACACUGAAGUAGCACCAGCCAAUGGGACACAAUUACAGUCAAGGGACCUAGUCAACAGGAUGUAAAUUUUUUCUUUAAUUUAAUUUCUUUCAAAUAAAUUAUCUUGCUAGAAAUACUAAUUAUGAAUAUCUUUUUCUAACCCAGCCUAUUUUGUCGGUACCUAAAAUUCAGAUAAAUGGGAUUUAGGUACUACCUAUCUUUGUUUAGUACAUGGUAAGCUAAUCUUGAUGCAGGAAAUACGAAAUACUUCACACCUCAUAUCAAGUACGGAAGUGGUACCAGCUCAGUCAUAUUUUUGGUAAACGUUUCUUUAAUGCUUAAUUUUUGCUGUUGUAGAAGUAAUUGAUAAUCUAGUUUUGUCAGCAUAAGUUUUGGCUUUUUUUGGGCACUGCUACAUGAUUAAUCUACAAACUGAGAACAUAGCCUGACAGCUAUUUGGACAACAUUUUUUUGGUUGACAUGAAUAAAGAAAUAAAUCCACACACCGAGACUUUAGCCUGACAGCUAGCUUAAGAACAUUAAAUUUCAAAAUGAUUAAGAAAAUAUGCCAGAUCCAUCAACCCACUUCUUAGUUGUCACAAAGAUUUUUUAUAUGGAUGCACCUGAUACCACAUAAAAACAAGCUUUUUUGCAUUCUUAUAUUAAAGAUUCUCUGCUGACAAGAUGAUUUCGAGCUAUAAUUAACUAUAAACUAGAAAGGAAUCAAUUAGCUGUAGCUGACAAGCCUUGGUAUUAUAUAUUGCAUCUCUGUUUCUUAUAUAGGGAAAUCUGCAGCUCAGUAAUCAAAUGUGCUGAGAGAGAGAGAGAGAGAGAGA
Messenger RNA from Musa acuminata subsp. malaccensis (wild Malaysian banana), 4352 nucleotides. Its product is annotated as putative pentatricopeptide repeat-containing protein At3g08820. Gene Ontology annotation, molecular function: zinc ion binding; protein binding. The record is from RefSeq and is a predicted model, not a curated record. NCBI's taxonomy places the organism in Eukaryota, Viridiplantae, Streptophyta, Magnoliopsida, Zingiberales, Musaceae.